UUUAAAUUGGAAAAUGACUAAGAAAUUUCAGCUUUAGAAUUUUCAUUUUUAUGGAGUUUAUUCCUUCCAAAAUCAAAGAAAAACCUAAAUCAAGAUCCUAAAUCCGAUCACUAAAAGAAAAAAUAUUCAAGUAUUUCUGGGUUUUCCCUUUUCAUUCCGAUCCGAUAUCUUCAAAUCGGAUCUAAUCUUCAUCCAUGGCGAUCCAUACCAUCACCUCUAUCUUCCUCCUCUUACUGGUAACCUUAUUUUCUCUUACGACCGCUGAAAUUCGCUACACAAAGAUCAAAUCCGACACCCGACCCAUAAUCCCCAUCGACGAAUUCGGAUUCACCCACACAGGUCGACUCGAACUUAACGUGUCCAGCGUCAAUCUCUCAACCCGCAACAAUCUAGACCUUUCCAAAGUCGGAUUCUUCCUCUGUACACGAGAUUCAUGGCUUCAUGUCCUCGAACAACUCGAAGAUGGCGAUAUCUCUUGUGCCCUAGAUUCCAACAUUGUCAAAAAGGUAUACACUUUCAAUUCAUUACCCGCAAAUCAAAAUUCAUUCGAAACUCGAUUCGUUGAAACGGAUUCGGAUCAAUACACACUCGUUUUCGCCAAUUGUUAUGGUGGGACUCUUCAAGUAUCCAUGAAAAUCCAUUCAGCAAUGUAUAAUCUUGAUGGGAAAUCCCGUACAAAGGAUUAUCUUUCCGCAGGUCGGACAAUCCUACCAAAAAUCUACUUCUUUUUCUCAGUGAUUUACUUCGGGUUAGCAACCUUAUGGAUUUACGUCUUGUAUAAGAAGAGAUUAACCGUUUUCAGGAUCCAUUUCUUCAUGUUAGCUGUUGUUAUAAUGAAAGCCUUGAAUCUUCUUUGUGAAGCUGAAGAUAAAUCAUACAUAAAACGAACAGGCAGUGCACAUGGGUGGGAUGUAUUGUUUUACAUCUUUAGUUUUCUGAAAGGUAUAAUUCUUUUCACACUUAUAGUAUUGAUUGGCACAGGAUGGUCAUUUUUGAAACCCUAUUUACAAGAUCGUGAAAAGAAGGUGUUAAUGAUUGUGAUUCCGUUACAAGUUAUUGCUAAUAUUGCCCAAGUUGUGAUUGAUGAAACUAGUCCAUUUAAUCAAGAUUGGGUUACUUGGAAACAGAUUUUCUUGUUGGUUGAUGUAAUUUGUUGUUGUGCUGUGUUGUUUCCAAUUGUUUGGUCUAUUAAGAAUCUAAGGGAAGCUGCUAGGACGGAUGGGAAAGCCGCGGUGAAUUUGAUGAAGCUUACUUUGUUUAGGCAUUACUACAUUGUGGUGAUUUGUUAUAUAUACUUUACUAGGGUGAUUGUUUAUGCACUUGAGACGAUUACGUCGUAUAGGUACUUGUGGACUAGUGUAGUUGCUUCAGAAUUGGCUACAUUGGGAUUUUAUGUGUUUACUGGGUAUAAGUUUAAGCCUGAAGCGCAUAAUCCUUACUUUGCAAUUGAUGAUGAGGAGGAAGAAGCUGCUGCGGAGCAAUUGAAGUUUGAGGAUGAGUUUGAGCUUUGAUUGAUUCAGCUUAUGGAAUGUAGGAUUCUCUUUACAGAAGGUGCUUGGAUUUGGAGUACAAGUUAUAGUGUGAUCCAAUCCAAUCAUAUUUCGUUAAUUAGGGGUUACUGAUGUGGAUUUUUGGUCUUUUGAUGUAGAUGAGCGUAAACGCAAUGCAUAGUGAUUUCCCCCCUUCCCCAUAUGGUAGAAUAUUGUUAGGUAUUAAUCAUUUUCGAUUGCUGUGGUUUUGGACGAUUGAAACUUUGGUUUGUUCAUGUUGAAGGAUACUAUUUUACAUAAAUGUUUAGAACAUACCCUUAAUUUGUAUCUGCUAUGAUCAAAUCUAUGUUGGUAUUGUUAUAAUAAAUUAGUUUGACACCAAUUUGGUGGAGUUAAAA
Amaranthus tricolor (Joseph's coat) is the source of this 1888-nucleotide messenger RNA. Its product is annotated as protein CANDIDATE G-PROTEIN COUPLED RECEPTOR 7. NCBI's taxonomy places the organism in Eukaryota, Viridiplantae, Streptophyta, Magnoliopsida, Caryophyllales, Amaranthaceae. The transcript has a single exon. Gene Ontology annotation, cellular component: Golgi apparatus; membrane. Gene Ontology annotation, biological process: transport. Bases 195 to 1511 code for a protein of 438 amino acids. The record is from RefSeq and is a predicted model, not a curated record.